AUUACAAAGCUUCUAUAAGUAAACCGCGAAUCCUUCACUCUGUUCUAUUCUCGACCGUCGAAAGAUGCCAGAUAACGAGUCCUCUUCUACCUCCACUCAAUCUGUCCAGCCUCGGAAGCGGAGGGCCACACAAGCAUGCACUGAAUGUGGUCGACGUCGUGUCAAAUGUGACGGAACAUCAAUGCCGAAUGGGAUCUGUUCAAAUUGUAUCAGCUUGCAGAUAGACUGUACCUAUACUUUAGAAAAGAAGAAACGCGGUCCCAAAGUCGGAUCCAAACGGCGACCUCCGUCUGAAAUUGCAACGCUUAUCUACACUAUACUGGCUGCUCCUCAGAGCUUUGCCCUUCCGCCAGAUCCUCAGUCCACUCGUAACAUGCUGAUAGAUCUCGCAGCUUAUGCACGAACUUUAGACGACAAGCUUUAUAGGACCCCUUCUCCUCUAAGCGCCACCUCCAGAGCUUCGUCAUUACCCACAUCUCAUGAAGCUUUACACGAAGAUAUCGAAAGUUGCGACAGCCGUAAUGAUAUGGAAUAUUUAGCUACCCGCAUACAUGGCCUUUCGCUCGAUUCCAGUGGUGUGUCUAAAUUCAAUCAAGUGAAACUACUACAAACGGCACUGGAUAUCCGCGACGAGAUGUACGGCGCAGACACCAACACCAUAGUUCUACAGAAACGUCCAGAAUUCUGGGAACAGGCUCCGUGGAAUGCCGACGAAGAACCGUCGUUCAUCUUUCCAGAAGAUGAUCUUUUACGAGACCUUGUUUCUCUUUACUUCUCGCGACUACAUUACCUUUAUCCUCUCUUCCACCAGCCCACGUUCGAAAUACAUGUGUUCCAAGAGAAGCUACAUUUAAGAAAUCGAAUGUUCGGCGCGACUCUCCUCGCUGUCUGCGCCAAUGCUUCACGACAUUCCAGUGACCCUCGAAAUUUGUACGAAAACGCCCAAUCAGAACACUCGUCAGGAUGGAAAUAUUUCAAACAAAUUCAGUUUCUUCGAUUGACGUACCUGCAACCCAUGACGUUGUUCGAGAUACAACUCUAUGCAUUAUCGCUGCUCUUCAUGUUUCCAGCAUCCAACGGAGAAGGUUCAUGGCCGUGGGAUAUGUGCAGGCCGUGUAUACAGCUAGCACAGGAGGUCAUGUCGAAUAUUCAGCGACAGUCAAACCAAUUGCAUCGCGAUAAUGUGGAAUGCGAACUCUGGAGACGGGCUUAUUGGGUGCUCACCGUUUUUGAUCUUUCCAGAGGCAUUUUCACCGGUCGAAUAAGAGAGAUGAUGCCUGAACAGCUCGAUCUUGAAUUUCCUAUGGAUUGCGAUGAUGAUUAUUGGUUCAAUGAUAAUCCUGAACUUCGUUUCGUACAACCCCCCGACAAACCUUCUUAUCUUUCGUACUGGCGGCACCUCCUCACCCUGUUAGUCGCUUCUGCACGCGCACGUCGUAAAGGUAAUGCAGAAAAUCUUACUCCGGAACAAAUGUUACAACGACGAACAGCAUAUCUCAACAAUUGGAUUGCUACCGUGCCAAGUCAUCUCCAGUGGGAUCCCCAUAACCCCGAUACGAUUUUCUUCCACCAAUCUCUCAUGCUUCAAUAUACUCAUAGUAGAAUUCUGAUACAAAACCAUAAAGCUUUGCUUCGGCCUGGACAUAUGAAUUUCUCUUCGCUUUCCAUGUGCGCUAAUGCUGCAAGAUCGUAUCUUCACAUUAUCGAAGUACAGCAUCAGCGUUCCGAUUGCUUCCUACUCCCGAAUUUGAUACAUCAAGUGUUUAUGUGCGGAGUGAUAUUGUUGAUUAAUCUUUGGAAGAGGACGUGGAUGAACUCGAUGCCAGACCAGCAGAAAGAGACAGCCGAGGUAUAUACAUGCUUGCAGUAUUUAUCACUCUAUGAGCGCAGGCACGAGUCAGCAGGGCGUCUCUAUGAUGUUUUAUCAACCAUGAUAUCUGCUAGUGGAAUUCCUUCGCCCUCCGGAGCACCUUCUUUAAAGCGCUCCCGAAGUUAUGAAGAGCUGGAAUCAAGUGGAUGGCAAGAUGGCAUUGAAGAUAGUGAUUCAUACUAUAGUCAUAGUCGUCGCAUCAGAUCACCAAAUUCCAACCCAUCGAUCCAAAGUACUUUCACUUCGUAUAUGCCGCUUAUCGACCAUACGCACAACGAUCGAGUCUGGGAUCAAUCUGUCGUUGCUUCUCCGAACAAUGAACCAUUAGUCUCCCCGAGCGCGAAGGCUGAGGAAGAUUGGACUUCGUUCAUGGGUAUGGUGGACGAAAUGCUACAGGCGGUUCAUUCUUACCCCCAAAACUCUUGAUUAUCUUUUCCUUCCAUUGGAUGUCUACGUUCACAAACGAUUAUAUGUACCAUUUGUACGUCCACGAUUUUUCGUUGAUUUCUUUACAUGCGCGGUCCUAUUCUUACAGUUAAAAUAGAUGUACUUAUUAAUGUGUAUAUGUAUAAGCAAAAUGUAAUCUCUUCACACCCGGCCUCGAAUUGAAC
Lentinula edodes (shiitake mushroom) is the source of this 2481-nucleotide messenger RNA. RefSeq lists its product as uncharacterized. The transcript has 15 exons. The record is from RefSeq and is a predicted model, not a curated record. Lineage: Eukaryota; Fungi; Basidiomycota; Agaricomycetes; Agaricales; Omphalotaceae. Gene Ontology annotation, molecular function: zinc ion binding; DNA-binding transcription factor activity, RNA polymerase II-specific; DNA binding. Gene Ontology annotation, biological process: DNA-templated transcription; regulation of DNA-templated transcription. The coding region runs from base 65 to 2296 and encodes 743 amino acids.